AAUUUCUCCUCACUCCAGUUCUAGAACCUGUUCAGAUCGGAGCUCCCAGCUAUUUCAAAUAAUUCUUUCAGUUUUUUUUUCUGCAAAAAAAAAAAAAUAAAAAGUUCGAAACUCAAAAAAGUAAAGUGAAAAAAAAGCGUUUAGUGACGGGAAUAAAUAGUGAAUAGUAAAAAAAAAACAAAAAAGUGUACCGAAAGGCAGUUAUAGCCGAGGAGGCACCCCCUCCCCCCUCCAUAUAACCCCCAGUGGAUAUUUGCUUUGUGAAACGAAGGUUGUUGGCACAGAUUUUCAACGCCUCCCCAUCAGCACUGCCUAGUAGCAAGUACUAACUUUUAAUCAGAGACUACCCAGUAGGAGGGACUACCUUAAGCAAAAACUAACUAGUAGAAGGCACUAGCCUAUUAUCAAAAAUGGAUAAAGAAAUGCAGGAUUAUGUCCAGAAUUUACGCUAUGCCGAGGAUGAACCUCUAAUCGAAAAUGAACCAAACGAGAAUGAACACUUUGAUGGAAAAGAACUUAAUUUCGAUGAUAAAUUCCCGGGCGAUAAUGAAACCGUUAACAGGGAUGAAUACCUACCGGAACCGGAACGUGAACCCCCAGCCGAGGGCUAUUACAUUGGUCAAGAGGAUAACAAGAGUGUUUUUGGGAAUGACUCCCCAUCCGGAGAUGAUUUCACAUCCGAUAAUGGUACACCAAGCUGGGAUAGAGUUUCGGGCUUCCGUAAACACUCAUCAGAGGACGAAUUCCUAUCCGAUGUUGAGCCUCCAGCUAACUAUGAGGCUGCCAACAGGGAUGAUCGUGACUACGAUGAUGACUUCACUUCCGAUAACGAUUAUACACCUGAUGAUGACCAUACACCUGAUGAUGACUAUACACCUGAUGAUGACCAUACACCUGAUGAUGACUAUACACCUGAUGAUGAAACCGUGAACGGGGAUGAACUUUCCAUUAAAAAUGAACGCCCAUACGAGAAUGAAUACAUGUUAGAUGAAGCCAAAGAUCAACCCGUAGAGGAUGAAACUGUAAUUGAGGAUGAACUUCCAGUCGUUGAUGAACUUCCAGUAGUUGAUGAACUUCCAGUCUUUGAUGAACUUCCAGUCUUUGAUAAACUCCCAGUAAUUGAUGAACUUCCAUACGAAAAUGAACUUCCAUACGAGAAUGAACUUCCUUACGAGAAUGUACUUCCAUACGAGAAUGAACCUACAUCCGAUGAUGAUAAUCUGGCAGACGAUAUAACCGUAAACGGGGAUGAACUCCCCCUGGAAAAGAAACCCAUAAACGGGGAAGAACUUGGUGUUCAUGUCACCGAUGCCUCAAGCGAUGAAUCUGAGAUCUGUGGGACAGAUGUUGUCACUAAUACUGACACUAAUACUGACACUAAUCCUGACACUAAUACAGAUACUAAGACUGAUAACACAGCCACUAAUACAGCUACUAAUCCUGUCACUAAUACUGCCACUAAAAAGGCCAAUUGGUUCCCCUCUCCACUACUAUUCUACGGUUCCUCUGAACAUGAUCAAGAAGAUAAACCGAAGCUGUCCACGACUCUACGCCGUACUGGGAGGACUUUGAAUUUUCUUGUACCGGGCGUGGCCAAAAGUCUGAAUGAACUGUCCACCAAUAGCAGAACUCGUCCCACAUUGCUGUUCAAGAUACUGCUGUUCCUCUCCCUGGUCUGGCUGCCUCUGUCCAUGGAAAUGGGUCCGAUAUUCGAGUUUCCCAUCAACUGGAAACAGACAUCGACCUUCCAUUUCAUGAAACGCCGUGUCAUAGCACUGAGCUGGCAGUCCAACUUCUAUCAUAUCCUGAUCCGAUCCAUCCUGGCAGCUAUCCUGCCCAUGUUCGCCAUUAUGAAGAUGCUGUCACCGGUAUAUAAUGGCAUUAAGAUUCCCCGUUCCGAUGGCACUCUCAUGGUGGUACACGUCAAUACCAAUGUCUACUCGAUCUGCAUGAUCCCGUACAUGCGUCGUGUGAUUGGGGACUUCUUCCGAUACGUAAGAGACAAUUGUAUCGCAUACAACUAUCUCGUGUUGGAAACUACCCAGUCAUACCACUAUCUCAGAUGCGUCAUCUUCCUCACGGUCCUGUUGCAAGUGAUCUUCAUCGUAGAAUUGGGCUUUUCGAUGUACCAGGGACUUAGAUGUAUCUUACGGGCAUAUAGAAUCUAUUGCAAGGUGGAGGGACGUGAUCCCAGGAAGAUUAUGCAUUUUGAAAAUGAUGGCCAUAAGUUCUUGAAAUUUUAUGAACCCUCUGAGGCGACAAAAGCGAUUUAUAUAGGACUUGCGGCCCAUAUCGAUAAGUUUUUUAAAGAAAAGGAGCAAAAAGAAAAUCAAGAAACAUCAAUCUAAUUACAUAAAUAUUUUCGAUUCUUUAUUUAUUAUUUUUAUGGUUUAUUACUUUCAACUCUACCAAGAAAAAUUAUAUUGGCAUUACAUGGAAUUACACAUAUUUGAGAUUUAGUCUGUGGUUAAGUGCGAACAACUCUUAAAUUUUAAGUAAUUAACUUUGAUGGUAGAAACCGGAUAUUGAUUACAUUUAUAAAGAAAUUCUACUUUAAUAUAUAUAUUACAUAUUUUACAGGUAAGUAGUUCAAUUUUCUGUACUUUUUAAUACAAAUUUAAAGCCAAAAAGCAGAAAUGAAAACAGAAACCCCCUAUUUAUGAGUUAUCCUACAAAGAAUAAAAGAUAUAUUAACUUUAUGAAUAGAUUCUCUACUAAAACUAUCUUUGGCGCAAGAUACCAGAUACUUAUGAUAGAUACCCUACUGGAAAUUGGCAAAUCCCUUCCAAAUUCAAGUUUUCAAUAUUAUUUUUAACAUAAUUCAUAUACUUAAUACAUAAAAAUAAGAAUUAUUUCAUUGGUAAGUACUUGAAUCCAAUUUCAACUGAAAGUUGACAUUUUUUUUCAAAGUUGGCAGGAAUAUCACCUGAAAUCACCUGAAAGAUAAGGCCAAGAAAGAGGCGUAUAACGGAAGAAGUGCGUGUACAGUGUACACCUUACUUAUAUGCUCCAUAUAUGUGAGCUUGUAUGCAAAAACAAAAUUAAGUUCAUAAGCGACUAAAUAAAUGCCAACAAUGGAAAAGCUCAAGAGCAGCAGCAGCAGAACACCAACAACAACAGCAACAACAACAAAGGCAACCAAUUUUAUGAAAGUCACAGUCAAGGUCAACAUGCGUGCAAAGCGAGAAAGAGAGAGAGAGAGCGACUGGUGUGUGCUGGCUGGCUGAAAGAAAGAAAGAACCGCAGAUCUGUUUUGUACGCUAGGGUGGACCAAGACUACAUAAAAGAUACAAUCUGUCUGUAACAUUGUAAUAAAAAUUUUUGUUUUUGUUUUUUUUCGGCCAACAA
Molecule: messenger RNA, 3348 nt
Organism: Drosophila ananassae
Lineage: Eukaryota; Metazoa; Arthropoda; Insecta; Diptera; Drosophilidae
Product: clumping factor A
Exons: 5
Coding region: 411-2348 (645 amino acids)
Source: RefSeq, a predicted model, not a curated record